Nelumbo nucifera (sacred lotus) is the source of this 1896-nucleotide messenger RNA. RefSeq names its product very-long-chain aldehyde decarbonylase GL1-9-like. The record is from RefSeq and is a predicted model, not a curated record. Gene Ontology annotation, biological process: lipid biosynthetic process. Lineage: Eukaryota; Viridiplantae; Streptophyta; Magnoliopsida; Proteales; Nelumbonaceae. Gene Ontology annotation, molecular function: iron ion binding; oxidoreductase activity.
CUCUCUCUGACUUCUCCGAUUCAUUUUUUAAUUUUCGGGUUCUUUGUAUCAUCUUCAGGACUUAAAACACUUUCGAGUUCUGAGAGGCGGAGCAGAUAUUUUCGUUUUAUUUAUUUCUUUUAAUUGUUUUUUUUCAAACUUCCUAUCUUCAAACCAACGGAAAACGACCGCCCCUUGUUAUGAUGGAAGAAACCCUAGAAAUUCCUUCUUUGAAUUCGCCAUGGAUCUCUGGUCCUGACAAGUUUGAAUCUUUCUUUCUCUUCUCAGAACAACCAUCGUUGUCUCACUUUUAAUUCUCGACUUUACACCCAACGUGCUCUAGAUCUGAAUGUUUUAUAUGACAAACCCCUUCUGUUUUGUGGAGUUGUUUUCUCGAGCCGGAAGAUCUGUAAUUCGCGUGCAACUUCAAUUUGGAAAUUGGAAUCUCAGUUGAAGUUCAACUUGAGAAGAAAGAUGAUCUCGGUUUCUGAUUGUUGAUUGAACUUUCAAGGUUUUUUGGGCUGAAAAUUGUGUGCAGAUUACUUCCUCUGCGAUAUUGAAGUGAAACGCAGCUUCAGACUUUUUGAUUAGCUGGGAAAUUCCGCCGUUUCUCGAGUUUUAUUUUUGUUUCUCUGAUUAUUGAACUAAAGAUGGUUUUUUGGGAAGGGUAUUUGAGUGAUGAAGCCAUGGGUACUUUUGCGCCGAUCGUAGUUUAUUGGUUGUACGCUGGAAUUUAUCAGCUCUUGCCGCCGAUGGAUCAGUAUCGGUUACAUACCAGAAAAGAGGAAGAAGAGAAGAACUCGGUACCCCUUUCUGUGGUGAUCAAGGGUGUUCUGCUGCAACAGCUCGUUCAGGCCACUGUCGCUCAGGCGCUUUUCAUGUUGACUUCAAAGGCAAGCUCACCUGGGGUCACAAUUCAGCCCUCCCUUCUGGUUCAACUCAUACAGAUCAUUGUAGCAAUGUUUGUCAUGGACACAUGGCAGUAUUUUGUUCACCGCUACAUGCACCAGAACAAGUUCUUGUAUCGCCAUAUCCACUCACAACAUCAUAGGUUGGUAGUUCCCUAUGCAAUUGGGGCCCUUUACAAUCAUCCACUUGAGGGUCUUCUGCUUGACACCUUUGGAGGAGCGCUUUCAUUUCUGGCAUCUGGAAUGACUGCACGGACUGCUGUGAUCUUUUUUUGCUUUGCUGUUAUUAAGACAGUUGAUGAUCAUUGUGGACUCUGGCUGCCUGGCAACAUCUUCCAUCUGUUCUUCCAGAACAACACUGCUUACCAUGACAUUCACCAUCAACUGCAGGGUGCUAAAUACAAUUAUUCGCAGCCAUUCUUCCCAAUAUGGGAUAAAGUUCUUGGAACCCACAUGCCCUACGAUCUUGUAAAACGCCCAGAAGGGGGUUUUGAAGCAAGGGCAGUGAAAGAUUAGCGUGUUGAUCAUUAACCGUUUGAGUUCUAAGAAUCCCAUAUUUACAUGCUCAUUGGUUGCUGUCCAGGCAGCCUUUUCUCUGCUUGAUACAGAAAUUCCUCAUAGUGGCAUCAACUAUCUUCUGGCUGGUUGGAGUAUUUUAGCGUUAGUUGUUGGUCAUUGAAUUUGGAUUAGUAGAAUUAGUUUGUUUCUUUGCCCUUGCUUGUCAGUGAUUCUUCUUUUGUUUUCCUUCUUUUUCUUUUUUUUUUUUCUUUCCUUUUUGUGUAGUUGGCUAUGUUGUAGUAUUUCACCAACUAGCCAGGGAUUUGUACUUUAAUGGUGUUCUGUAGUAUAUUUAUGGGUAGAAUGCUGCUGUUUCUGCUGUGGGGAUUUUUUUAGGUAAUUCUUGCCGUGGGGAUUGAUGUACCCACUUUGGGAGACCUAUUGGUUAUUGCUUAAUGUGCUGAAGGGAUUCAUAUUUCUCAAAUUAUGACCAUUAUUAUUUUUUUUCCAA